GAUAUUGAAGGCACCUUUCGGGCAAGCAGGCUUGCGCACCAAGAUGUCGAACCCACCACCGUCAUCAACCCCAUCAUUUUCUCCGACUCAUACCCCCACAGCCUAUCCCUGGCCUGUCGAAAAAGGAGUCUCGGAGAGGUCCCAAGACACCAGGGCAAGCUGCCAAUUUAUAACAUUCUAUCACACCUGUGGGUGCAGAUCCUAUAAAGACUCUGUUUACCUCUGUAGCAUUGGUGCAUGCCAGCAUACAAGAUCAACUGUAGUGCUAGGGGAGCUGCCUUUCGCAUGCGGGUCAUACCCAGGACGAUCAGCGGCAUGUGGUACUGAGGACCCGGCUAAGAGGGAGUUCGUCCGAGAAGUAGACACAGCGGACAGACUUGAAAAGUUGCUGGUCCUCCCGGAUUGCACCAGAGCCGACAUUGAUGAUUUGAUCCCGCCAUUUCAUAACCCCAAUUGGGACUACGAGAUCUCUAGCCGCUAUCACGGAAGGCCCUCCCAGAGCAGCAGCUGCUUCCUCCCACAGGUUCCUCCGAACAAUGACAGGAGUAUCAAUGAAAGAGACCUUGGCGUUCAAGAGGUCGUACACAUGCUCCUAUCAAAAUGUGAGACCGCAGAAGAGGAGCAUAAAGAAAGUAUGGUGGAGAGAUACGUGGAGGAGCAGCAGCAGCUUAACUGUCAACAAUUACAAAAUAUGCCAAUUGAUAAAAAUGGUCAAGAGAUAUCAGAUAUUUCUCCGGUAAGGCAUAUUUGGGGCGAUAUAUGGGACGCCGUGGGCUCCGAGAGCAAACGUCAACACGACGCAGCCUGCUACGAUGCAGCUUACCACGAUGAAAAGCCCGCCGACGCCGUCAUGUUUAGCUCCGAGGAUAACACCAAGGAUUCCCCAUAUUCUCCCAGAAUAGGUUACAUAAAUUCUGCAACGGUGGUGAAAGGUUCAGAUAGUACGUAUUAUGAGCAACAACCUCAGGGCGAUAAUCACGCAGAUGACAUCCCUAAGUUGGAGAGUUUUAAUACUCGCAAGUAUUCAGAAGAAGGAUUCGGCGAGUCAGACGAGGUAACGGAUGAUUUCAUCGAUUUCCUCGCCGAAAAAGAUAAAAAGUUGCAGGAAGGGAACCCGAUGAUGAAAAAGUUUUGGUCAUACAUUAGAGGAUACUGA
Molecule: messenger RNA, 1156 nt
Organism: Daldinia caldariorum
Lineage: Eukaryota; Fungi; Ascomycota; Sordariomycetes; Xylariales; Hypoxylaceae
Exons: 1
Coding region: 44-1156 (370 amino acids)
Source: RefSeq, a predicted model, not a curated record